Stereum hirsutum FP-91666 SS1 is the source of this 360-nucleotide messenger RNA. RefSeq lists its product as uncharacterized. The record is from RefSeq and is a predicted model, not a curated record. The transcript has a single exon. Bases 1 to 360 code for a protein of 119 amino acids. Lineage: Eukaryota; Fungi; Basidiomycota; Agaricomycetes; Russulales; Stereaceae.
AUGGGUGCUGGUCAUCUGAGCCUUGCGGACUCGUCUUCUCAGGCUUUAUCGUACGCACAAUCAUCAGCUUCAUGGACGCACUCGACGAUUGCUUGGGUUUCUCCAUUUCUCGACGGCCGCCAACUUGAUCGUCUUCGGAUGCAAAGGUGUGUGGCGCUAACGGAUAGGGGCACGUGCUUCCGUCGGCGGGUCUCCGUACCUCAUCCAGCCCCCGGCCUGGGCCGGCCAGAGCGCAAAGCCGUCGUCGAGAACGGGUCUCCGCCUGUCCAGGUCGUGCAAAACAAGCAGUGCUUGAGUGUUGGUUCCUGUAAAGUUCGGACCACCUUACCAGCCAGCGUGUCGUCCCAUCUUGGGCUCUGA